AUGGACAACAAGCAGGUGUUUCAAUAUCCCGCCGUCGGUUUCUACCAACAACCCAAUUUCACUGCUGAUUCCAAGACGCAAGUGCUCACGGCUAUCAAGAAGAAUCAAGAACUAUUGGCAGCCAAAGUGAAACUCCAGAAAAAUAAAAACACGUUUAGAACGGACAUAUUAAAGAUGAAAAAUAAUGUUAUAAGGAGGAAAUGUGAACUGUUGGAGAAACAGUUUUCGCAACAGAAAAUUCUCCUUGCAAAAAUGGAAAAACUUCCAGCUGGACCUCAACGUGACUACCUGCUGAAGAUAAUAAAAAAAAUGGAAAAAGUCAUCCGUAUUGGCAACAAAGAUCUGGUACAGUCGAUCGGAGAAGUAAAAUCAAGACUUCAAAAGAAGGCAAACGAAGAUCUGCGGCUACGUUUGAGAAGUAACACUAACUCCGUGAACAAAACGUCGUCUCCAAAUCAGACAGUAGAUCGCAGACCCACCAGAUUGCUGGUUUCUGGAUAUGAAACUGAAGAACAAGAAAGUGUCUUACUUCAUUUUCAGCUUGUUGGGGAAAUCAUCGACUAUACUGUUGGCCCCACUUUGUCUAGUACGACUUUGACCUACAAAACGCGGAAAGAGGCAGAGAUGGCAAUGUUGCAAGGAAAACACUUUCAUGAUCGGAUAUUAUCAGUCACGUGGUGUACCGAACCAAUUACCAAUCAGCUGAUAUCCAGACCAACUUCUUCUAAAUCUUCAAUGUCAGAAUCUGAAGAAAACAGAUUAACUGAAGAAUCUUCAUCUGAAGGAGAGGAAGACAUAAGCUUUUGUUCCGAAACCACUGAAGACGAUUUGCUUCAAGAUGACGAAGAAGACGAAGACAAAGAAAAAGAAAGCGAGUAUCAGUAUUGGAAACGAUAGUUUAUGCGUUUUCUUUCGUUCAUUGUAUAAAGGCAUUUAUUAUUUUAUUUUGAUUUCUUUUUUAAACUAU
Molecule: messenger RNA, 967 nt
Organism: Zophobas morio
Lineage: Eukaryota; Metazoa; Arthropoda; Insecta; Coleoptera; Tenebrionidae
Product: zinc finger protein swm-like
Exons: 5
Coding region: 1-897 (298 amino acids)
Cellular component (GO): nucleus
Molecular function (GO): RNA binding
Source: RefSeq, a predicted model, not a curated record